UAUAAAGGCACGCUCAGCGCGCGUUCGUUACUUGAUUUCGUGUUAGACGCCGUACAAUGCCCGAAUCAAUGGUUACCGAGCAACAACCUGAGGAGUUCGCGUUUCAGGCUGAGAUCGCCCAGCUUAUGAGCCUGAUUAUCAACACUUUCUACUCCAACAAAGAGAUAUUUCUUCGUGAGCUUAUAUCUAAUGCUAGUGACGCUCUGGACAAGUUGAGGUAUAAGAGUUUGACUGAUCCAUCAGUUCUUGAUUCCGGAGAAGAUAUGUAUGUGAAGUUGAUACCCAACAAGGAGGCUGGAACUUUGACUGUCCUGGAUACUGGUAUUGGUAUGACGAAAGCAGAUUUGAUUAAGAAUUUGGGUACCAUCGCUUCCUCUGGCACGAAGGCGUUUAUGGAGGCUCUGGCUGAUGGUGCAGAUAUAUCGAUGAUUGGUCAAUUUGGUGUAGGUUUCUAUUCUGCCUACCUUAUAGCCGACCGGGUUCAAGUAGUGACGAAAAAUAAUGAUGAUGACCAGUACAUUUGGGAGUCGUCCGCUGGUGGAACUUUCACAAUCGCACCAGAUGACAGUGAGUUGCCAAAACGAGGCACUAAGGUGAUAUUGCAUCUCAAAGAAGAUCAACUAGAUUUUCUUGAAGAGAGAAAAAUUCGAGAUAUAGUGAAGAAACAUUCUAAUUUUAUUAACUAUCCCAUCAAGCUGGUUGUUAAUAAAGAGCGGACCAAGGAAGUGUCUGAUGAUGAGGCUGAAAAGUCCGAGUCGAAAGAAACUGACGAGUCUGACGACAAACCGAAAGUCGAAGAUCUAGAUGAAGACGAGGAAGAGGAGAAUAAGGAAAAGAAAAAUAAAAAGAAGGUUGUGGAGAAGUAUACUGAAGAAGAGCAACUGAACAAGCUUAAACCGCUCUGGACGCGUAAUCCUGAAGAUAUAAAUACAGAAGAGUAUGCCGAGUUUUACAAGUCGCUUACUAAUGACUGGGAGGACCAUCUUGCCGUGAAGCACUUCUCUGUUGAAGGACAGUUAGAGUUCCGAGCGUUGCUGUUUGUGCCUAAACGUGCACCUAUAGACAUGUUUGAAGGGUCACGUAAGAAGCGAAACAAUAUCAAAUUGUAUGUGCGAAGAGUGCUGAUCAUGGAUACGUGUGAUGAUAUGAUUCCUGAGUACUUGAAUUUCGUCCGAGGCGUUGUGGAUAGUGAAGACCUGCCCCUUAACAUCAGUCGUGAGGUGUUGCAGCAGAACAACGUAUUGAAGGUUAUUCGUAAGAGCCUGGUCAGGAAAUGUAUUGAGCUAUUUGAGGAGAUAGCGGAGGAUAAAGAUAACUACAAGAAGUUUUACGAGCAAUACUCGAAAAGUAUAAAACUGGGCAUCCAUGAAGAUAGUGUUAAUAGGGGGAAGCUGUCCGACUUACUGCGUUUCUAUUCCUCAGCUUCUGGUGAUGAAAUGAUCAGCAUGAAGGAUUAUGUAUCACGUAUGAAGCCUGAACAACAAGAUAUUUACUACAUAACAGGUGAGUCAAAGCAAGCUGUAAUGAAUUCACCAUUUACUGAGAAGCUUACUCAACGUGGAUUCGAAGUACUGUUCAUGGUUGACCCGAUUGACGAAUAUGCUGUUACCCAUAUACGGCAAUACGAAAACAAGAAGCUGGUUUGUGUUACGAAGGACGGUCUUCAAUUACCUGAGAGUGACGAGGACAAAAAGCAAUUCGAAGAGCUGAAGUCGUCGUUCGAAACGCUGUGCAAAGAGAUCCAGCAAAUCCUCGGCAAGAACGUUGAGAAAGUUAGUAUUUCGAAUCGACUUACCAAUUCCCCAUGUUGCGUUGUAACUUCAGAGUUUGGAUGGUCUGCUAACAUGGAGAGGAUCAUGAAAGCCCAGGCACUCCGGGAUUCCUGUACGAUGGGUUAUAUGGCAGCCAAGAAACAGCUAGAGCUGAAUCCGUACCACCCUAUGAUCAAAGCCUUGAAACAACAGUUUGAGAGUGGCAGUUCAACCAAACUUGUUAAGGAUCUUGUGCAACUGUUGUUCGACACCGCACUUCUCUCUUCAGGAUUCUCACUACCUGAUCCCAAGAUACACGCAAAGAGCAUCCACCAUAUGGUUUGCAUGUGCCUGGAUAUUCCUGAUGAUGAAAUAAAGGCGAACGAAAUCCCAAGUGACGGUAUCCAGAAAGAUGCUGCACCUGAAGCUACAGUUGACGAAGAUGGUAUGGAAGAAGUGGAUUAGCAUGUUUGCAUUUUGUAUAUAAUCGGUGACUAAUAAACUUUGCUCUCAAAUUAGUUGUUUUUUCUAUAUCGACUAAAAUGUUGUCGUUAAGUAGUAAGUUCCUUCCAACAUUUGCGCGCAAGCCUAGAAGGAUAGGGGGUGUCCAGACGGGCAUGCAGUACCUAGAGGUUGUUGCAUUAGCGUACGUGGUCGGGCACUAGCACCAUUAAGCGGUUGUCCGUGUCAGUUUGUUAGCUUGCGAGUAGGAAGUAAGGUCUGUGACGUGAUAUCAAUGUCGGUAGUUCGUUUGAAUCGAAUGAUAGGACUAUUCGUCAAACGUUGUUGAUACUACUGAGAAGUUUGUUGAAGACAAGUGACUCGUGCUCUGGGGCUGUAAGUGGAUUUGCUCGACGACUCAGUUAAGCGAGAUGAUUUCAUUUGAGACAGUAAAUAUUUAGUUGAGUAGUCUGAACAGCCUGCAGUUACUAGUUAGUUGUUUACUGCCCCACAACAGAUGGAAUGUAAAAUGGGUAAGGAUGACAAUGCACGCGUUUUGUAUAGUAUUUCACUUUGGAAUAAACAGAAGUGCCUUUGUGUAAUCGAGUCAGUUGAUCGUCACAGUGUCGAAGAACGGAUGAUCGGUCAGUUGGAUAAUCCUGCAUAUGGAGGUGGGUUUAUUAUAAGUUUUAUCUAGUCGUCGGAGCUAUAAGCCUUUGAACUUUAUAAGUGAUUGGGUGUCUUUGAAUUCCGCGAAACGAGGUGUGAGGUUGUUCGGAGAUGCCUACUCGGAACUAAACUAGAAGUGAUGUUUGUGUAUACAAUAAGUGGAAUGGGAGGGACAGUGUAUAUAUAUAGGUGAGAUUGUUUGUAAACUGGUGUACUGGCCUAGUAUUCUUACGCUAGUUUCAAUUUGAAGUCAACUAGUGCGAGAUGUUAAUGGCGCAGUCAUGUCGCAUUGAUGUAACUAGUUUUGCGGUGAGUUAACGAAGCUUCCUGUGAGAACAAUCGUGCAUUCAGGAUGAGAUUAAUUCGUGUCUUAUUUGAGCGCUUCCCACGAAUUAGAAUCAGAACAUUCAAUAUUAGAGUAUAAUAGCUUGGAGCGAUUCGGGUCUCUAUCGACAUCUGUAUCUGAGUUAGCAUACCAUCUACUCUUGUCGAUUACAACAUUUUCA
This is a messenger RNA of Schistosoma curassoni, 3367 nucleotides long. Lineage: Eukaryota; Metazoa; Platyhelminthes; Trematoda; Strigeidida; Schistosomatidae. The record is from the annotation of a GenBank genome assembly.